This is a messenger RNA of Papilio xuthus (Asian swallowtail), 1349 nucleotides long. It is a transcript of the gene Elp4, whose product is annotated as Elongator complex protein 4. Gene Ontology annotation, biological process: tRNA wobble uridine modification. The coding region runs from base 200 to 1315 and encodes 371 amino acids. The record is from RefSeq and is a predicted model, not a curated record. The transcript is spliced from 7 exons. NCBI's taxonomy places the organism in Eukaryota, Metazoa, Arthropoda, Insecta, Lepidoptera, Papilionidae. Gene Ontology annotation, cellular component: cytoplasm; transcription elongation factor complex; elongator holoenzyme complex.
AAAUCUCAAAUUUUAUGUUAAUAACCCAUAUUUAAUUUAUACCUUAAGUAGACGACAUAAAAUUUAUUUCACAUUAACAUUUGCAGCAUCUUCCGUUUCAUAUUUUGAAAAUAAAAUAACAUGCUUACAAUAGUUUAGUGCUUUUCUAACCUAACAAACUUCGGGCUCGAAUGAUUCCAUAUGAUUCUAAAUUAUAAUAAUGUCAAGUUUUCAUAAGAAAUCGGAUUCACAAUACAGCAUCAAAGGAACCAAACUAAAAAAUAAUUUACCUUAUAUAUCUUCUGGUAUUCCAUCCUUAGAUCACAUAAUUGGCGGUGGUCUACCUUCAGGAGCAAUUUUUGCUGUUGAGGAAGAUCUUUUGGGCAGUUACAGUAGAGUUUUAACAAAGUACUAUCUUGCUGAAGGUGUUACUUCAGAACAUGCACUGUUUAUUGCUUCAGCGGAUGAAGAUCCUCACAUUAUUAUAAAUGAGUUGCCACAGCCAUGUACCGAUCUACCUAAAGAAGUAGACCCUAAGGAAGGCAAUGUUGAAAUGAAAAUCGCUUGGAGAUACGAGAGACUGGGCCAGGUGGAAUCUUCCUUUGGUAGCAAUUCCUCGUUCGGACAUAAUUUUGACCUGAGCAAACAUAUGGAUAAAGAAACUGUACAAAAUAGAAAUAUUACUUACUGUUUUUUAAAUGAAGAUGAAUUUGGAAACAAAGAUAAAGUAAAAGGCUUCAAGAAUUACAUGUUUUUUAAAUUAUUAACUGAAAUCAAAGAUCUUGUAUCAAAAGAAGAGUUCCACACAAGUGGUAAAAAUAAAAAUAUCUUACGUAUAAGCAUACAGUCACUUGGCUCUCCAAUCUGGUUGGCUGCGGAUUGUGAUGAAAAUAUAAACAGUGAUUAUGGACAAGAUUUAAUUAAAUUUUUAUACACUCUUAGAUUAAUUUUAAGAGAUACAUUGGCAGUUGCAUUUAUAACUGUUCCAUCACAUUUAUUCGAUGAUGAGCAUUUAAUGCCCAGACUUCUAUAUUCCAUAGACAAUGCAGUCAGGAUAGAGUCGUUUGCUGGCUCUAGUCGGGAAACAAACCCAGUGUAUAGUGACUACCAUGGCUUAUUCCAUGUCACUAAGUUGUCAGCUAUAUACUCACUUGUGCCUUAUGUACCGCCCAGUCUGGAUCUAGCAUUUAAACUGCGCAGGAAAAAAUUCGUUAUUGAAAAAUUACAUUUGCCACCAGAGCUGCAAGAGUCCAGUGAAAGAGAACAAGAUGAUAUCACAGCAGUGCCUAAAUCAGUCAGCUGUGGAGGAUUUAAGAAAAAGGAUAUAGAUUUCUAAAUAAUUGAUUAGAAAUAAAAAAAAUAUAUUUUUU